This is a messenger RNA of Cuscuta campestris, 669 nucleotides long. NCBI's taxonomy places the organism in Eukaryota, Viridiplantae, Streptophyta, Magnoliopsida, Solanales, Convolvulaceae. The record is from the annotation of a GenBank genome assembly.
AUUAAAAGUGUUUAAUUACUUAGUUAUUACUGAUGUGUACUAAUUUAACAUAUUGAAAUGAAAGUUAGUUCUAUUUGUCGUUUUACAUUGGCUUUCAAAAUGUCGCGAUUUUCUAGAUUUUCUGUAUAAGAGCAAUGACAGUGGCGAGCCUAAUGCUUGUCAUGCCUUGCCACAUCAGUUCCCAACCAAAGUUGCCUUGCGUGGCUUCUCCGUUCCACUUUGUGUUUCGUUCCAUAUAUGAUAAUGAUGAAAUUUAUACUUACACAGGAAACAUACUGAUUGCUGUGAAUCCUUUUAAAAGAUUACCUGAAUUGUAUGGCAAAUGUGUCAUGGAAAAGUAUAGAGGAACUGCACUUGGGGAGUUGAGUCCUCACCCUUUUGCUAUUGCUGAUGCUGCUUACAGGCAAGCUGUGAUGCAAGGUUUUGUAUGUCUACUCGUGUGCAAUUAUUUCCAUGCUUUCCAUAAAGCUGCUCUUAUGGAUGCAGACAGAUGAUUAAUGACGGGAUCAGCCAGUCAAUUUUGGUUAGUGGAGAAAGUGGAGCUGGCAAGUCAGAAAGCACAAAGAUGCUAAUGAAUUAUCUUGCAUAUAUGGGGGGCAGAGCAGCAUAUGAGGGACGGAGCGUGGAGCAACAAGUCCUUGAGUCAAAUCCGGUUCUUGAAGCAUUUGG